AUCCAUCCUCCACAACCUGCACCAACCAUAAAAGAAAAUUUAAGUGAAACGGGUCGACCAAAGGCCCAGAUCGCGAAGAAUAUCAUCCACAAAGCUCCAGUGACUCUAGAAAAGAGAAAAAAGAGACACCAAAUGCUAGAGGAUUUUAUCAGUGAAGGUAAUAUAGGAAAGCCUAUGGAUGUAAGCAAAAUGAGAUUGUAGGGGAUAACUACCAUAAGACCAAUAAAUACAACCAAGAAUUACAAGCAGCCACAACCAAGAUUGAUCAUAAAAGGACAAGGAAAAGUUCCUUAUUGUAUGUAGUUCCCGUCUUAGAGGGUCAAUGAGGAGCACAUGAUUACAAUGUGGAAUAACAUGAACAAAAAAAUUGCGACAGUAACCUGGUGAGCGCGACAUA
Linum tenue is the source of this 397-nucleotide messenger RNA. The record is from the annotation of a GenBank genome assembly. Lineage: Eukaryota; Viridiplantae; Streptophyta; Magnoliopsida; Malpighiales; Linaceae.